CCCAGCCGAGCUCCCCGGCAUCCAGACCUCACUGCCCCGGGACACGACACGCUCUGCGGCCAGCGCCAUGAAGCGGCAAAACGUGCGCACCCUCGCCCUGAUCGUGUGCACCUUCACCUACCUGCUCGUGGGCGCUGCAAUCUUCGACGCGCUGGAGUCCCAAAAGGAGACGAGCCAAAGGAAAGAGUUGGAUUUGAAAAAGCUGAAGCUGCUGAGCUCUUUUAAUUUGUCCACGGAGGACUUUGACGAACUGGAGAAAGUGGUGCUGCAGCUCAAGCCGCACAAAGCCGGGGUCCAGUGGAAGUUUGCGGGCUCCUUUUACUUCGCCAUCACCGUCAUAACCACCAUAGGUUAUGGCCAUGCUGCGCCUAGCACCGAUGGAGGGAAGGCCUUCUGCAUGCUGUACGCUCUGCUUGGAAUCCCCCUCACCCUCGUAAUGUUCCAAAGUGUGGGCGAACGGAUCAACACGUUUGUCCGCUACCUCCUGCGGCGCUUCAAGAAAUGCCUGGGAAUGCGACGCACCGAAGUGUCAAUGGUCAACAUGGUCACUUUUGGAUUUGUGUCCUGCAUGAGUACGCUAUGUGUGGGAGCGCUGGCCUUUUCCCAUUUCGAAGGCUGGAGUUUCUUUCACGCCUACUACUACUGCUUCAUAACACUAACCACUAUUGGAUUUGGGGACUACGUUGCGCUACAGAAUGAACAGGCUUUGCAAACUCAGCCCGAGUACGUAGCUUUUAGCUUUAUCUACAUUUUGACUGGACUAGCUGUGAUUGGUGCGUUCCUCAACUUAGCAGUGUUGCGGUUUAUGACAAUGAACGCCGAAGAUGAGAAAAGGGAUGCAGAGCAAAGAGCGUUGCUAGCACAUAAUGGACAAGCAGGGCACGUGCAUUGCUCCAUGGAUCCCGGGUCACCUCUGUCCACGCCUUCCGGUUGCGGGGGCGUUAGUGGGGUGAGCGCGAGUGGGGCGGCUAGUCGUGGGCUUCGAAAUGUAUACGCGGAAGUCCUGCAUUUCCAGUCGAUGUGCUCAUGCCUUUGGUAUAAAAGUAGGGAGAAACUGCAGUAUUCAAUCCCAAUGAUAAUCCCUAGAGACCUCUCCACAUCGGACAUAGAGCAAGGCGAUGGUUAUUCCAACACGCUACAUUCAAACGGAUGUGUGUGCAGUCUGCAACGCCAUUCAGCCAUCAGCUCAGUGUCCACGGGCUUGCAGAGUAUCAACACCUACAGAAGACUCAACAAGAGAAGGAGUUCCAUUUGAUCUGUAUUUGAAGACCUAUUUCUGAUGUAGGUAAUCAAUGAGUAUUUUAAAUCUGUCCCAACUGAGAGACUUUCAGGUUAUGAGCAAGGAUGCAAUACCUUCACUGGACAGAGGAGGCAGUGUUGACCAGUAGUGAAAUAUAGACGAAAAGACAGUUUGGGCCAAAGCUGUUCCAUGCUGUUUGUGUAACAGAGCUAACCAGGAAUUAUGUCACCAAGUAACGAAAGAAGCAAUAAAGACAUCACAUGGUUAUUUUAGACACUACACAGAAGUCUGAUUUUUCUAAUGUGAUGUUUUUGCCCACGAGGGUGAAUCGACUGUAUUGCGGCACAAAAUGACAUCCUUAACACAGCUUAUUACAUUCUCUAACUUCACUAGCUCUGGUUAUGAAAACGGAGCAGUUUAAAGCAGAGUGAAUGGAUGGUUCCUUUAAACCCAAAUUAUGUAAUUAAGUUGAAUGUUUUAAGAGGGCAUUUAGUUAGUCUAAACAUAGAAAGUACAUGCCUCUAAAUAGGUGACAUGCAGAAAUCUAUCACUGAAGCACAUUGAGGUAUGUCAGUUGAAGUAUUUAUUAACAGUGUAUUCUUGUUUAAGCCCUGUAUUUUUAAUCAAUUCUUUAUUUAUAUGGUUUGCCUCUUGAGGGACCAGCGCAUACUAGUUUCCUUUAAGCAUUCUAGAUGUAGUAUGACUAAUCUGAAGUUUAGUCCUGAGAUGUCCUGAAAUAUUGACUCACUGAAAUGACUAUUAUGUGGUCUUGUUAUAAAUUGAAUCUUUGAGUAGACUUUUGCCAUAGACUGUAUAAAGAAAUGGACUAAGUGAGUGUGAUGUCACCUUUAGCUCUCGGCUCCAGUCAAAUGAAGCUCAUCGAGGUUAGCAGUAGGGAUGGGACAAUAAACAAUAUUAUCGUUCAUCGUGAUAAAAAGGGUUGACAAUAAUCGUUCAUGGGACAUUUUAUAUAAAUCGUGAUAAUCGCCAACAAAGAUAAUCACCAUUAUAUCACCUAAAUGUGCAGAAAAAAACUACUUAUCCAUAGGGGAGUCGAUGAGGGGGACAAAGCAGUUUGUUUUUCGGGGCCUCAGAGUCUUAGGGGCCCAGAAAUUGACCUUUUUCCUAUUAAUUUAUAUUACAGGGGGGCCAUGUGCGACUUAUUGCCCCGGGCCUCCAAAUUUCACUUGACGGCCCUGCUCAUCCAUAAUAUUCUCUAAAAGUUAUAAUUAAUCAUGUACAUAACAACUUUAAUCAUUAUCAUGAUAUAAUCGUUAAUCGCAAUUAUUUUGGCCAUGAUAAUCGUCACACAAAAUUUCAAUAUCGUCACAUGCUUAGUUAGCAGUUAUAGGAGCGAAAUUGCAAGUUGCAUAUUAUGAAUUCCAACCGUGCGUAUCAUAGCAACCAAACAGCCAAUCCGGAGCCAGGCUGUUGAAAGUAACGCCCUGUCCCGGCACUACUAGUUUAGCAGAGAAUAGUGCGAAUAGUGCUAGUGGGGAAAGAAGGAGCCUGAUUUGUCUGUUAUUAAUGUUCAUAUCUUAAGUUACGGACACAAUAGCGACAUGAAAAUACCAGGAUCAUAUAGAGCGGGUUAAUACAAACGUUUUAAGACCAAAAUGACGAGCCUGACAGCAGCAGUUACAGAGAGAGGGGUGACAGUUUUUCAAUACAAAGUGAAUUGGAGCCAGAGUGAAAGGAGCCAGAAGUGCGCCCAUGAUCACUUCCUAUUGAGAACACGGCGGCUAUCAGGUUAGCUAUGUCCAUUUAUAUAUACAGUCUAUGGCUCUCACAUAUUAAGGAAACACAGCAGUCAACAGUGAAUAGAUGUAUGUACUGUAUUUAAUGUUGUACUGUAUUACUAUGCCAAUUGUUCUUGCCAAAAUCAACUCUGGCCAGACAAAGGCCUCUUCAAUCCGAGCCCCUUUCAAAGUAAAACAAAACCAAAACAUAUAUGAAGUUAAAUGCAGCACUGUUUCUUCACGCUAGUUUUAGUUUGUCUUCAAAGCCAAAACAAUGAAUCGGGCAUGAUUUCAGUUAUUUAUGUACUAAUCAUUUUUCUAGAUUUGGAUUUUACAUUGCUUUGUUAUUGCAACAUUUCAGAGUGUCCCCAAAAAUGCCGGGUAUUAUAUACGUACUAGUGAAAUGUGCAAGUCUAUAUGAUUAUUGUAAUGUAUAGAAUAUGUUUCACUGUGAGAAGUGUUUAUAAGAAUCACUGUACAUAGAUAUACAUAGAAACCCUUGAGAAAUGAUUUAAAGAACAGUUAAAUUGUAAAUAUGAAAAUUCUGACAGAAAAUGUAACUUAAUACAAUGGUGUAAAUACUGUAUUAGGACACAGUAAUGAUAGGGAUAUUUUUUCAAUAAAACUUUUCAGAGUCUUUAGGUUUUUAAUGACAGCAAAUGAUCCCUUUAGGCCUCACUGCUAUACAGUAUUUUGUAACAAUCACAGCUCAUUGUGUUCCCUUUUCUGGGUGUGUCGAGGAUUUAUGUAGCUAUCAUCUUAGACGCACCUUAGAUUCAUUUAGUUACCAUGUUGUCUUAUAAUGAAGCAGGCAGAUGCAGUCAAAAAUGCUUUUAACAUUUCUGAUUAGAUUAGCUAAAAUAAACUGGUCUUGAAUAGAGCUUGGAUCUGGUUAAAGGUCCUACGUCUGUGUAAUCCCUCAGUCGUUCAGGUCGGAUCCAUAGUAAAAGCCAAGGUUAGCGAUCUGAGAAGAACUGAAGAAGUCUCUUGGAUGAGCAGCGAAACGUAUUUACUCCUACAAUUUUUUAUUCAGUGGCUUUUACUAUUAAAGGUCCUACAUUACACAAAAUUUACACUUGUUGUGUUUUGUUUUAUUCAUAUGUAUUUGAGCAACGCUACAUUAUUUGUCUACAUCUCCAAAGCUCAAAAUGUUCAGUUCCACCUUGUGAUGUCAUGAAGUGGUAGUUUUCAAGUUAACAGCUCCUUUUACAUUUAGUUCAGCAGAGAUUGGCAAUUCCAGGGGUGAAAUGAAUCCAAAUGAUUCUAAUGAAGGUGUAUAGAGUUUGAAAACACAGUGGAGCACUUUCUGUAUUACCACAUGACAUCAGAAGGUGUUUUCCGAUGGAGAAAAUAACUAAAUAUGCAGGGUUUGUGUGUUAAACAUGUGUAAAUGAAACAAAACACAGCUUCAGGUAUGGUUUUGAUAAGGAAACAACAUUAUAACAUAGAUCAGAAUAUAGCGUAAUAUGGGGCCUUUAAAGGUGCACUGUGUACCUUUUAUGGUGGAAAGUAUGCCAUGUGCUUGUCUCCAUGGAGGUGUUAUUGCCUUUUCUGAAAUACUGCACCAAUUACAUGUAUUAACUGCUAAAAAUAUAUCUUAAAAGUCAUGAAUUCUGACAGUGAGCAAGUCACUUCUUCACAAAUCUGUCACCUGUUUGUCUCUUUGGUGAUAGACAAGUUUAAUGUCACACUGUGGAAAAUUCAGGAAAAAGCAUUAACACUCCACCAGAAAUGCUACACAGUGCAGCUUUAAGACACGGUUUACACUCUCUUGUUUGGUCCUAUGUUCAGAGCUAUGGGUCACAUAAAACACGUGACAUUCUUAUGGUGGUACAUAAGGCAAACCUUUAUGUUUACUGCCAAUGUUUAAACCC
Messenger RNA from Periophthalmus magnuspinnatus, 4853 nucleotides. RefSeq names its product potassium channel, subfamily K, member 3a (gene kcnk3a). Gene Ontology annotation, molecular function: potassium ion leak channel activity; open rectifier potassium channel activity. The coding region runs from base 68 to 1255 and encodes 395 amino acids. NCBI's taxonomy places the organism in Eukaryota, Metazoa, Chordata, Actinopteri, Gobiiformes, Gobiidae. Gene Ontology annotation, cellular component: membrane. Gene Ontology annotation, biological process: potassium ion transmembrane transport; stabilization of membrane potential. The transcript is spliced from 2 exons. The record is from RefSeq and is a predicted model, not a curated record.